AUGGAGUGCUCAAAAGGGCAUAAUGUAAACUGGCAGUCCCAACCACUUGUUGCUGGUCUACCUGCCGGAAAUCUUAUAACCGCAGCAGGGAUUCUGUUGUCAGGAGGAACAUUCAGCAAAUUCGGCCACUUUGCUCAAAUCAUAAAAUUGCAAUUCAUCUCGGAAUCAUCAUUUUAUCGAUUGCAAGAUGAAUACCUGUGUCCUGUGGUUAAUGAAACGUGGAAAAGUCACCAGGAAUCUAUACUAGAAAACUUCAAAGACAACCCUUUACACCUACUGGGAGAUGGACGAUGUGACAGCCCUGGAUAUUCCGCUAAAUAUUGUACAUAUACUCUAGUGGAGCAAGAUACAGGGCUUAUUGUUGAUUUUCAGUUGGUGAAGGUCAGCGAAGUUUCCAAUUCUGUUGGGAUGGAAAAAGAGGGGUUUCUACGAUCAGUCAAUGAGCUAGUAACUAAAGGAUUAACUGUGGCUCAAAUUGCUACUGAUAGACACCUGCAGAUAACGUCUGUCAUGAAAAAGCAGUUCCCUGAUAUAGAUCAUCAGUAUGAUGUUUGGCACGUUUCAAAAAGUGUUAUCAAAAAGUUAACCCAACUGGGUAAGGCAAAGGGCUGUAGUAACCUUCUUCCAUGGAUAAGAUCUGUGGCAAAUCACUUGUGGUGGUCAUCAAAAUCAUGUAAUAGACAGGCUGAAAAUCUAAGAGAGAAAUGGAAUCAAUGUCCAUUCAUGGGAGAAUGCUACAUCUUUUGGCAAGUGUGA
Corticium candelabrum is the source of this 756-nucleotide messenger RNA. RefSeq lists its product as uncharacterized. Lineage: Eukaryota; Metazoa; Porifera; Homoscleromorpha; Homosclerophorida; Plakinidae. Bases 1 to 756 code for a protein of 251 amino acids. The transcript has a single exon. The record is from RefSeq and is a predicted model, not a curated record.